AUGUCAGCUUACAAUCCAGUCAAGGAUCUGGGCCUAACCUGUCCCUAUGGCGGAAUCUUCUACAUCUGCGCUGACGAUCCGGAUCGCUUCAUCGGUUGCUGCACCAUCAACCCCUGCGGCACCAGAAAAGGUCUCUGUCCUGAUCAAAGCCUCAGAUCAGCCAGCUUUAACGCGACACUUCAGCAUGAGUUCCUCCCUCAGGCUUGUAUCAAUGACAACGUCGAUGUCAGUUGGUACACCUGCGUUGGAGAGGGACUUCCUUUCCUGGGAUGUUGUGCCGUGGAUCCUUGUUUCCGUGGUGUUUGUCCCCAACGAGAUUUAAGAGCCGCGAAGUUGAGUGACAAGGCCAAGAAUGCGCAGGACUUCCUUCAUGGUGAUCCUGAGUAUAUGCCACGGCCUACGUCUUCUACCCUUGAUCAAGGAUCAGGCGUCUCUUCAGGCAGUCUGUGUGCUAGCUCGACCACUGCAAUGAUGACCAUGAUCUCCAGCUUCAUCACUUCUUUCGCUAUGGAAACAACCAUUGCCACAAUUACAUCUACUACUACCAUGACAAUCUCGCCUCCAGAGGCUCCGGAUGCACCUCCCGCGGUACCCAAAGAGCAUGGCUCGAACCGAAGACUUGGAUGGCUAUCGCUUCUUGUCGUCCCAAUUGUUCUAUUUCUACUUCUAUAUCUUGCGAACCGAUUCAGGGAGAAACUGCCCUGCCUAAAGGGCAGAGAAAAAUCACCCAAAGGAAAACUCGAACCGAGACGUGAACAGAGGCAUGAACAGGAACAACAACACGAGAAACAGCAACAGCAACAGAAGGAGCAUGAACACAGCGCAAACACAGCUCCAUACCCAGAGAACUGUCAGAUGCCCUCAGCUGAAAAUCCCCGGAACAUGAGGGAACAUUCAGUCAUGAACAUCUCCCGAAGAACCCACGAACAACCCCAGAAUAUACAAGGCCAACUGCAAGGGAAUGGCUCUUCUAUUAAAUAA
Molecule: messenger RNA, 981 nt
Organism: Fusarium fujikuroi IMI 58289
Lineage: Eukaryota; Fungi; Ascomycota; Sordariomycetes; Hypocreales; Nectriaceae
Exons: 1
Coding region: 1-981 (326 amino acids)
Source: RefSeq, a predicted model, not a curated record